AUGUGCGAUUUUGAUUACGAGAAGCUGUUCAGUCUGCGGCAGGAUGAUGACCUUGAGCUCCUACGCAUUACAGAGGACCUUCAGCGGCAAAUGAUGGUUAUAGAUGACGAUGACGAUGAGGAUAUGAAUAAAAAGAGUCUCGCUGCGGCAAAUUCGCCAAUAUUGGGCUCGGCAGUAGGCAACGCAACGGGUGACAACAACAAAAGUAGCGCCACUGAGUUGCGAAGCGGGCAAGGCGCGAAGGGAUUGUCAAAUGCAACCAUUACGCCUCCCCGCAACCCCCCGAGGACGUCUCGUUUGAUGGAACCAAUAGAGGGGCAAAGCUUUUCUAGCAGCCACUCCAGGGGACAUCCACAACUGACAUCAAGUGGCCCACAGACACCCACUCAAACUUCAAACGAAAAUUCUAAUCCUCGUUUGCCAGUGCUUACGGUUGCGCCGGCCCCACCUAGUGAACUUAGCGGUCUGAAGAUGGCGCCGGCUUUGGUGCAGGACGCGGUUCCCAAGCCAUUGCCGCCGUAUUCGCAUCAAGAAGAAUGCCCUCCGCCAUACGGAUGGGUGGGCGGCGUUCCGGCGAAGCAGCCGCCCGGGGUGACGUCGAUGCCUCAAAACCAUCAAACUGUUCCAGCACAAAAUCUCCGUCCAGGGCCUACUGCUCAUUCAAUUCCCCAGUUGCCGUACGCCACAUAUGGCUCAAAUGCCCAGAUCUUGCCACCGAAUGGUUUCCCUGCAGGUUUACAAUCACGGCCAAUGGUAUUGCAACCACAGUCUCAGUCUCAGCCUCAGUCUCAGCCUCAGCCGCAACAGCAAAUGCAACCGCAAAUGCAGCCGCAACUGCAGCCGCAGCCGCAGACGCAGCCGCAACCGCAGCCACAGCCACAGCCGCAACUACAACUGCAAACGCAACCGGUGGCAAAUGGUGCCAUGGUACAGCCGCUUAACGUGAACCAACAGCCACCAGUUCUCCCACAAUCCCUUUCGCAUUCGUUAGAGUCUUCAGUCCAGCAAGAUCAGCAUCAGUCACAGUCUCAGACGCAACAUGUGACGGGAACUCUUCCGCCAGGUUAUGCACAGGUAUUAGUCCCUGUUCGAACCGCUGAUGGAACAACGGGCUACCAGUUAAUGAUGCUUUCUACACAGCAUAUUUCCCAGGGAGCCGGCAGCUUCUCUCCCACGCUUGUCCAAGCCCAAACGGAGCAACAGCAAUUACAACAACAGCCACGGCCCCAUCCACAGCCACAGCCACAGCCGCAACAAUCACAACAAUCACAGCAACAGCAGCAGCAACAGCAGCACCAACAGCAACAGCAACAGCAACAGCAACAGCAGCUCCAAGCAAUGUUGCAAUAUAUGUGGCAGCCACCAUCACAGGCGCAGAGUCAACAUCAGUAUGUGUCCCAACAACCGCAACCGCAACCGCAACCGCAACCGCAGCAGCAGCAACAACAGCAACAACCAGGCUCCAUACCACAGCAGUUUUUAACGCCACAAUACGCUAACAUUGCCUCGGCGCCGCAGCGUUAUGCGCUUGUUUCUGCUAACGGUCAACAGCAGUAUCUUAUGGCUUUGACUCUUAAUCCGCUCCAACAGGUUCACCAGCAACAGCAACAUCAGCAGCAGCAACAUCUUCAACAGCAAGCUCAACAGCAGCAACUUCAGCAGCAGUCUCAUCAGUUUCAGCAGCAACUGCACUCUGCAAGACCUGUAUAUCUUACGAGUCAACAGCCGCAACAGGUGUUUACCACCUCGAUGAUUUCUUCCGGAAUGCCUCCUGGGUACCGGUUUAAUUAA
Trypanosoma cruzi is the source of this 1791-nucleotide messenger RNA. RefSeq lists its product as uncharacterized. The transcript has a single exon. Bases 1 to 1791 code for a protein of 596 amino acids. The record is from RefSeq and is a predicted model, not a curated record. NCBI's taxonomy places the organism in Eukaryota, Euglenozoa, Kinetoplastea, Trypanosomatida, Trypanosomatidae.